AAAACACGCAGCACGGAUCGUAGAAUGGCACUGUCUUAUCUUCAAGAGGCGCAAAUUAACGCAGGACUGUUAACCGGGCAGCAUCUCGACAUGAAGCAAGAAUCCGAGAAGCAACCGCUCUCCCCGCCUCUGAACAACAACACGUCGCAAGUGAUGUUCCCGGGUAUGGGUAGUACAGCGGCGGGUCUGUCGAUGCUCACCCCUCAGCAAUUGCUCGCGGCGAGCAGAACGGCGGCCUUGAUGGCCGCCGGUAUACCUGUGUCGUUGCACGCGACACUCGCCGCAAGCCCGUCUCUCUACAGACACCAUCAGACGUUGUUCGGUGGCUGGGCACCACCCACCGCUUCGUCGCCGCCGUCGCCGCUUCAUCACUCCCCCGGACCAGUCUCGCCCGCGUUGAGCACCAAAUCCACGUCCCGUCGCUCCAACAACACUCUCGCCAAUAAUAAUAACAAUAACAAUAACGUGGUGAGCAGUAGCGGCGACAGGAUCACGAAGAAAGGUCAGGCGACGAAGAGGAAAGCGCAAAAGUCAAAGGUGGACAGUGUACAGCCGACGUUAGAGGGAUCUGCUCCUCUCAGUCCACCCACGUCCGUUAGCCCCGAGGCGGGCAAAGACGGAAGGGACAAGGUGUUCACCUGUGGAGUUUGCUCCAGAUCGUUCGGUUACAAACACGUGUUGCAGAACCACGAACGCACGCACACAGGCGAGAAACCGUUCGAGUGUCCGGAAUGUCACAAAAGAUUCACCCGGGACCACCACCUAAAGACCCACAUGCGACUGCACACAGGUGAGAAACCGUACCACUGCAGCCACUGUGACCGUCAGUUCGUGCAGGUAGCGAACCUGCGUCGACAUUUGCGCGUGCACACAGGCGAGCGUCCGUACGCGUGCGAGCUGUGCGCGUCCAAGUUCAGCGACUCGAAUCAACUGAAGGCUCAUCUGCUGAUCCACAAAGGCGAGAAACCGUUCGAGUGCGAACACUGUCAAAUGAGAUUCAGACGGAGGCAUCACCUGAUGCAUCACAAGUGUGGCACAGGCUUGAACGCCACCGGUCUGAUCUCCCGAUCGCAAGUCGCCUCGCCGUCUUUGGCCAGCGACGAUCUAGACGAGGAUAUCGACAUCGAUAUCGACGUAGAAAUGGAAGAACCCGACGGUACCACCACUCUGAUCGCGAGAAAAACCAUCACCCCGGUCAGACUGGCCGCGCAUCGUCAAUUACCGAGUCCUGUCCUCGCCGCGUCUAUGCCGAUGCCGUUGAAUCUAUCCGGUAUCCCCAUGGAUCUACCGGAGCAAACCGAACCGGAAGAUCUAUCGAUGUCCACCGGUAUGCACAGGCCACACUCUCACUCGAACAGCAGCGGCGGUUCGCCGAUGAGCCGUAGCCCGAGCAGCGACACCAUCCACGAAGAGGACGAGGACGAUCUGGACAUGUCAGAGGUCACCAGUCCUAACACCGUUUUCCUUCAGGCACAUCGCAACAAAUACGCGCACCACUUCGCCUCCCUUGGCAAUCCUGCCGCCGCUAAUGUCGGCCACGCGUCCUAG
Molecule: messenger RNA, 1548 nt
Organism: Habropoda laboriosa
Lineage: Eukaryota; Metazoa; Arthropoda; Insecta; Hymenoptera; Apidae
Gene: Kr
Product: protein krueppel-like
Exons: 3
Coding region: 25-1548 (507 amino acids)
Biological process (GO): regulation of transcription by RNA polymerase II
Molecular function (GO): DNA-binding transcription factor activity; RNA polymerase II cis-regulatory region sequence-specific DNA binding
Source: RefSeq, a predicted model, not a curated record